AUGAAGUGCAUAUACUUGGAAAAAUCCGACCUAUGCCGCUCUCCCCCGGUGGCCGAGAGUUUUCAGACGCUCAUUGUCGCCUUCAUUGCGGUUGCGCAAGCCGGCGUGAUCGCACCCGUGGUCCCUGUUGCUCACGUGGCCCCUGUGGUGGCCCACCCCGUGGCGGUGUCUCACACGAGCUCCGUGGUGCACCACGGGCACCCUAUCGUGCACGCAGCGCCGCUGGUGCACCCCGUCCCGGUGGUCCACGCCGCACCCAUUGUACCAGUCGUCAGGCACCACGCGCCCAUCAUUGCUGUCCAUCAUUAAUUUUAAGGAGGAAGUACACAGAUUACUUAGCUCAAAAUUAA
Messenger RNA from Cydia amplana, 350 nucleotides. It is a transcript of the gene VAPp, whose product is annotated as A-kinase anchor protein 14-like. The record is from RefSeq and is a predicted model, not a curated record. Bases 1 to 309 code for a protein of 102 amino acids. The transcript has 2 exons. Lineage: Eukaryota; Metazoa; Arthropoda; Insecta; Lepidoptera; Tortricidae.